AUGAGGAUGUCCGGCAAAAGGAGGCGGAGUUUUAAAUGUGCCAUUCAUCACAGGGACAAAGAAGUUAACAGCGAAAACGAUUUUCAUAUUAUAUUCCAAGAACCAACUUUACACCAAAAAAUGGUACGUCUAGUGGCAGAGGAGUUCUUGACGGACGAAAGAGAUCGGAAAUAUUAUGCAGACAAUUAUCGCUGUUGCCCACCGCCACUCUUUAUACUACUCAUUACAAUUUUUGAGUUGGGAACCUACCUAUAUUACUACUCUCUAACUUUGGGUUCUACACCUGCUCCCGGUGACAUAUGGGCAUCAGUCGCCGCUCCUGUGCCAAUGGACAGCGUGUUCAUAUAUAGACCUGACAAACGACAACAAUUGUGGAGAUUUAUGUUGUACAUGUUCUUACAUGUUGGUUGGGUCCAUCUGAUAUUCAAUUUGACUGUCCAAUUGCUUGUGGGUCUUCCAUUAGAAAUGGUGCACGGUUCACUCCGAAUAGGGGUUGUGUACAUGGCUGGUGUGUUAGCAGGUUCCUUGGGUACGUCGGUAUUUGAUAGUAACGUGUAUCUGGUCGGUGCUUCGGGUGGAGUGUAUGCUCUAUUGGCUGCUCAUUUAGCUAACGUUAUGUUGAAUUACAACAACAUGGAAUUCGGAGUGUUUCGGUUGCUUGGCAUACUGUUCAUCGCCAGCGUAGACGUCGGAUUCGCCGUGUACUGCCGUUACGCCUUCGAACCAUCGUCGAACGCCCCUCCCGUCAGCUACGUCGCUCACAUAGCUGGUGCGCUGGCCGGUCUCACCAUCGGUCUGCUGGUGUUGAAAAACUUCGAGCAAAAGCUCCACGAGCAGCUGAUAUGGUGGUUCGCGCUCGGGGUGUACGCAAUUUGCACACUGUUCGCGGUCGUGUACAACGUGAGCCAUCCCUGUUGA
Molecule: messenger RNA, 918 nt
Organism: Macrosiphum euphorbiae (potato aphid)
Lineage: Eukaryota; Metazoa; Arthropoda; Insecta; Hemiptera; Aphididae
Source: the annotation of a GenBank genome assembly